AUGGAUUCAGGCGGUACGCCGCGCAAUGCAUCAGCUUCUGCACCUGGUGGCCAACCUCGUGCUGCAAGAGCAGAGCCACGCAGAAACGGCGCCACGGCGGCAGCUCCAGCAGGUGCUACCGCCAAAGGUGGCACCCCUAACGCGCGGCCAUCUUCGGGUGCUAUCCCGCGAAGCUCGUUCGCUCAAGCUCUUCAGCAGCGGGGGGCGUCCCAGACGGGCUCCACGGCGACGGCUACGGCCACGGCGACGGCCCCUCCCCCGAACAACAGCUACAGCAGGGCAGCUACUGGCAACAGCGGACCUCGAACAGCGGGCGCCACCGCCGCGGCCAACCACCCGCCCGCCACUGCGACGCCGUCGCCCCCAGCCACGACUCCACCAUGCGCCGGCGCUGAAGGAGGAGUGGCCAUCAAUGGCCCGUCAAGCGACGAGAUUCAGAUGAAGGAAUUGGAAAGGAGCCUGCCGUCGCACUUUCCGCGGCGGCCAGCGCAUGGUAAGCUUGGCCGGGCAAUCCAGCUAGUGGCCAACCACUUUAGCAUCGACAUUCCCGAUGGAAAUGUGUAUCACUACGACGUGGAGAUCUUCUCGGAAGGCUCCGGGGAGGCCAAAGUGCCCGACCACAAAAAGUACCGCUGCCUCAGCACAAAAAUCAACCGAAUGGUCAUCGAACUUCUCGUCAAAAAAUACCGAAAUGAACUUUCCGGCUGCAUCCCGGCCUUUGACGGCCGCAAGAACCUCUACACGAGACACCAGUUCAACUUUCGCGAAAGGAUAUUCGCCGUUGAGCUGGAAGAGGACCAGAGAACCCAGAAGUUCAUCGUCAAGAUACAGUACGCCGCCACUGUCAACUUGGACGCCUUCCAUGCAGUCUACAAUAACAGGGUCAACACAGUGCCCCAGGAGGUGUUGCAAGCCAUUGACAUCGUCGUACGCCAUGGACCUUCUAUCAAGCUGACCCCCGUGGGGCGAUCCUUCUUCAAGCCGCCUCCUCCACACGAACUCAACUCUCUGGGUGGCGGCCGAGAGGUGUGGUUUGGGUAUUACACGAGUGUGCGGCCCGCUCAGUGGAAGCCCAUGCUGAACGUCGACAUGUCGGCUACAACCUUCUACGAGACUCUACCCGUCGUCAGCUUCAUGUGCAGGAUAUUCAGCGACGGCAGGCGCGAAAUGACACCCUCCGACUUCCGGACACUUCGAGAUUUCCACCACGCGCGGCUAAACAAGGAGCUGAAGGGGCUGCGAGUCAAGGUCACGCACCUGCCUUACCCACGGAAGUACAAGGUCAUACGCGUCACCAAGGAGUCGGCCAAGGAGAUUUUUUUCAGCACCGAGGACGGGUCGACCAUCUCCGUGGCCGAGUACUUCCAGAGCCGCUACAGCCGCCUCUCCUACCCGCACUUCCCGUGCAUUCAGAGCGGCAGCGCCGCUCAUCCGGUCUACAUCCCGCUUGAGGUGUGCGAGCUGGUCGAGGGCCAGCACUGCCGAAAGAAGCUGGACGAAAAUCAGACGGCCGAGAUGAUCAGACGCACGGCCAAGCAGCCUUCCAAGCGCUUUCAGGAAAUCCGCCAGUCAGUGCGCGACUUGGUGAACAGCACCGAGGAUUACCUGCGCGAGUUCGAGAUCAAGAUCAGCACCGAUCCGACCCAGCUAAAAGGCAGGGUACUCGACCCUCCCUCACUCGUGUUUGAAAACAACGCACUCAGCAAGCCGCGCGACGGCACGUGGGACCUUCGCGGGCAGCACUUCUACAAGGCGGCCACCAUGGACCGUUGGUCGGUGGUCAACAUGACCCGGUUCGCUCAGCGAGACAGUCUGGACAAUUUCAUCAAGAUGCUCAUGCGCAUCGGCACGGACCUCGGCAUGCGCAUCGAACAGCCGCUGGAGGUCUCCUGUGCAGACCCUAACCGGCGCCCGAUACGCAACAUACUCUCAGACCAGCAGCACAAGCACAGCAAACUCCAGAUGGUCGUCCUCGUCAUCUCUAAAUCGACAAACUACGCCGAGAUCAAACAGGUGGCAGAGACGCAGCUUGGCCUUCGCACUCAGUGCGUCCUUGAUAUGAACGUGGUAAAGAAGUGCAACACCGCACUUAUUCAAAACUUGUGCCAGAAGAUCAACGCCAAGAUGGGCGGUACGAACAACAGCCUUCUGGCGCAGGAGAAGCCGUCUCUUUUCCAGAAGCCCGUGAUCAUCAUAGGCGGGGACGUGUCGCAUCCGUCGCCGGGCGACAAGAUCCGACCAUCGAUCGCUGCCUGCGUCGGAAGCCUCGAUUCGAUCCCAUCAAAGUUUCACUCCACGAUCCGCAUCCAAAUGGAGCACGCUGAAGCCAAGUCUCGUGUCGAGAUCAUCAAGGAUCUCAAGGAAAUGAUGAAGGACAUGCUGAAGGCUUUCUUCCGGGCAACGAGGCACAAGCCGGAACGCAUAAUCUUCUACCGCGAUGGCGUGAGCGAGGGACAGUUCCUGGAAGUGCGAAACCGGGAGGUAAGCGCCAUUCGCCUUGCCUGCAAGGAGUUGUCUCCGAACGAGACAUACCAGCCGGCCUUAACAUUCAUCGUCGUGCAAAAGCGUCAUCACACACGUUUCAUGCCAGUCAGCGACCGUGACGGCGUUGGCAAGUGCCGCAACGUGCCACCAGGCACCACAGUCGACACGGUGGUCACACACCCGCUGGAUUUCGACUUUUUCUUGUGCAGCCACUUUGGAAUCCAGGGCACCAGCCGACCGGCUCAUUACUACAUCGUGUGGGACGACUCAAACUUCUCGGCUGACGAGCUCCAAAAGCUGAGCUAUUACCUCUGCCACACGUACGCCCGCUGCUCUCGCAGCGUCAGCAUUCCCGCACCGGUGUACUACGCCCACUUGGCAGCGUUCAGGGCCAAGAAUCACAUCACCAGCAAGGUUGACCUGUCCAGCUCAAGCAGUGACUCCUCGAAGGGCAGCGGGGACACUGUCGCCACCAGCCAGUACGUAGAGGCCGUCCGCGUCCUGGAAGGGCUCCUGCAGUCAAUGUACUUCGUCUGA
This is a messenger RNA of Rhipicephalus sanguineus (brown dog tick), 3021 nucleotides long. RefSeq names its product protein argonaute-2-like. The record is from RefSeq and is a predicted model, not a curated record. Bases 1 to 3021 code for a protein of 1006 amino acids. Lineage: Eukaryota; Metazoa; Arthropoda; Arachnida; Ixodida; Ixodidae. Gene Ontology annotation, molecular function: RNA binding; protein binding. The transcript is spliced from 7 exons.